This is a messenger RNA of Plasmodium vinckei vinckei, 1998 nucleotides long. Its product is annotated as conserved Plasmodium protein, unknown function. Lineage: Eukaryota; Apicomplexa; Aconoidasida; Haemosporida; Plasmodiidae. The coding region runs from base 1 to 1998 and encodes 665 amino acids. The record is from RefSeq and is a predicted model, not a curated record. The transcript has a single exon.
AUGGAUAUCGAUAAAACUAUGAAAAGACAUUCAGGUAAAAAAUACAAGUUUUCAAAGAAUGAUUUAACACUUGAAAAACCAAUUUUAAAAGAAUUAACAACCAAAGAUUCUUGUAGUGAUGAUGAAGAAAUAGAAUUUGAAGGAUGGGUCGAAUUCAUUACAAAGGAUGAUAAAUGCACAGAUGAAAAUGAUGACUAUGAAAAAGAACCUAAAAUUACUCAAGAAAAAAGAAAUAGUAAUAUAAAAUCACGAAGAGAUUCCAAUAAAAAUAAUUCUUCCAUGAAUGAUCAAUAUCCUAGAUACUCAUAUACGUCACCAAGCUAUUUUUAUGAACAACCACAAAAUAUCAUACCAUUAUGCAAUCAGACAAAUUAUACUAACGAAAAUAAAAUUGUUUAUCCAAUGUAUUUGAGUAACACACAAGAAUAUCCAAAGGGUGGCAUGAAUGUUAUAAAGCCUAAUUAUAUAGAUCCACCUUCUCCUAUAGUUUUAAAAAAUACACAAGUUCUUCCACAAUUAUAUAUAAGACAGCCACCUACAGUUAUAGUAACAAAUGAAUCCAGACCACCAUUAGUUAUUAACCCACCCCCUGCUAAUGUCAUAUUAAAAAAUAAAGCUCCACAACCUAUAUAUGUAAAUAGCACUAGACCAAACAUAAUAAUAAAAAACGACCCACCAUCGACUCAGAACCCAAUAAAUAUGGAUACAACCCCUAUUCAAUUAGAUGCAAUGCCUGAUAAUCGUGAAAAUGCAAUUAAUAGUUCUAUAAAAUAUCCAUCCAUAGCUAAUAUUCAAACAGAUGUAAAUAUUCUACCAAAUUCGAUUCCAACAAAUGUUUUACACCUCGAAAAUAAUACUAAUGGUUAUAUGGCUCCACAAAAUAUUCCAAACAUUUAUAUGCUCAACAACAAUAGUGCCAAACCACAAGUUUUGUAUCAAAAUGGAUUACCCGUAUCUACAGUUAAUGCAAUUAAUCCGGAUUCCCCUAUUAACAAUGUAAUAUACGAAAAAGGAAUAUUCGAUUUUAAAAAUACUGUAUUUAAUCCUGUUGGGCUAGCUAAUUCUGCUACGAUUCAACCUAACUAUUCUCAACUUCUUCCUCAAGUGUUCCAAACUUCUACUCAAUUUCCACAACCCAUUCCUCAAUAUUGUCAAGCUUCUCCUCAAAUCUCUCAACCCACUCUACAAUAUUACCAAGUUGCAUCUCAAACUUCUCAACCCAUUCUACAAUCUUGCCAAGCUACACCCCAAUUUUCUCAACCUGUUCUACAAUCUUACCAAAAUAUUCCCCAAAUUUCUUCCCCCCUUCUGCAACCUUGCCAAAAUAACAACUUAUUAAAUCAAGUAACGAUUCCAAAUUCUUUAUUGCAGGUCGUUCCAAAUCAGCAAGUUCACCAAUCGAUACCUCAAGGAGUCCAAUCUUUCCCUCAAUCAGGAGUAGUACACAAUGUUUCACAACCACAUGGGUUAGUUCAGCCUCAACAAUACUCAGUACCACAAGCAAUGCAAUAUGCCAACCCAAAUUAUCAAAUGCAUAAUAGUGUAAAUUUACAGCCAAUUGGUUAUGAAAAAGAAAUACAACAGUACAAUUAUUUAAAUACAUCUCCUCAGGUAAUUAAUCAAAAUUAUAUGCCUUCAUAUACUGAUAUGGGAUUACAAAUGAGAAAUAGCGUUAUACCUAGAAAUGGAUCAAUAGUACCAAACAAUAUAGUGCAAUCAGAGGCUCAUAUGGGAAAAUAUGGUAGUCAUCCAAUGAAUAGAAAUAGUGCAAACAUUCCUGUAAUGCAAAAUUCAUAUAACUCAUUAGAAAAUGUAGCUACAUGUGGAGCCAUAGGUUGUGGUACAAAACAAAAAACAUCUCCCGUGACCCCUUUAAGAAGAAGAAGUACAUACAUAAAUUUAAAACAAAAUUUUGUUCGUCCUCCCUCCAAAAGUGUUCAAAUAGUUUCUCAGCCCGCAAUCAAUAGGAACUCAAGAGUCUAUAGCACUUAUCGAUGA